AUGGUGCCCAACCCCUUUGAGAGCAACAUGUACUCGGGCAAGGCCCUGAUCAACGUCAUGUCCUACGACCGCGAGCUGUUGUUUGGCGUAGGGGCCGCACAGAAGAGCUUGAUGAAGCACUACAGUUACGACGUCGAGCAUCCCCUGACGUUUCAACAGCAGAUGGAGACCGAGUGCCAGAAGGAGCGCUAUUCCUUGACACUGGUCAACGGACCAAGCGACAAGCAGUCGGCCAAAGCCUACAUCGCCAACGUGGACGUGAACAAUGACAACACCAUCUCACAGUACCUCACCUUCAGCGGCAACGAUAAAAACAACCUGAUGACCAUCAAGUUAGCUGGCGUCGUUGCCGUAUGCUACUGCGCUAUGGUCUCGCCCCAGGAUGAGUGUGAAAGCUCCUCAUUCUGGAUCUUUGGCGGUCUCAUGACUAUUCAGGGCCCAGAAGGUGGACGCAGCUUCAUCUUUCCCACAAAUGUGGUCGUCAAGUUUGACCUGAAGGGCUGGGGAUUCAGUCCAAACGACAAGAUCCGCAUCAUCCCAGCGACAUCAGCAUGCUCCGACAACAACAACGACCCGAAUUCCUACACCGGCUUCAAAGUGCGAUGCCCUGCCGUUGAUGGCAAUGGCUGCAGGCAGGCAGCUCUCACUGAGUCCAUUGACACGAAUGUGCUGACCGCCUCCGACGCCGGGGUCUACAUCGAGCGUGUUGACAUUGGCCAAACCUCCAGUGUGCUGACCUUCUCGGAUCCCAUCUCUACACACCUUACCAACGACCCGGAGUUUGGUCAAGACAUCAUCACGAUUGAUCUGGAUCGGAUCAUGGUGAAUGGCAAGUCGAUGACCAACGCGUUGCUGACGCCCACGGAGCGCCAUGAAGCCAACAGACUCGCUGGCCUGUAUGAGUUCCAGGACACCUUCACCAAAGCUGCCAUCGAGACUUACCAGGUGGGCCAUCGCGUCAUGGCACAAGCAGAUUCUCGUCAGAUGCUGAUUCCCACGGGAUGGACCAGCACGGAAGCGUUCCCGUUCACCAUCUCGCCCUUCAGCUUCGUCGACACUCAAGGUCAUUGGAUUAGGCGCAACAAGUUGGACUCCAACGAAGAGAUCAAGGGCACGGAGACGGCUUCAAACCUGAAGCUGUGCUGGGGCAUUUGGACGAACGGCGCUCCCAAGUUCUACCACGAGGCUGGCACCGUGAACUUCGAGGAUCCCCCUCCCAUGGCUGAGGCCACCGUGAGUCUCUCAACCAAGAUGCAGGAGGCAGUUGCUCCCAUCAUCAUUGCCUUCAAAACGACGGCGGGCAGAUCUGAGUAUGCCUCGCCCACAGGGCAAACCAUGCUUAUGCUGCGAUUCAUGGACGUCAGCACCAAGUUGGAGCCCUUCUUCUACUCAACCGAGCAGGGUAUCCGUGGCGUCUAUGCCAUGCCGGAUUACCAGGAAGUCACGAAGGAUCAGCAGAAGCAGCACGUCUGUGGCAAGAUCUUUACCGAGUUCUGGUCCAGUCACUCGGAGGGCUUCCCCAUGCCGGUUGGCUGCUACUACUCGCAGAAGCUCUCGGACUUGCCAACAACAGGCGGCUCCAUCUUUUUCCGCGAGAUCUACAUCACCUUUGGGGAGAGGAACGGUUUGCGGGAGAACACCGAGUAUCACAUUGUGCUGAAUGCGGAAAUCCAAUUCUUCAACAUGGGCGACCAGCUCGUGGAUAUCUACGCCAUGUGUGCGGGCUUCACCGGCUGCUCGAGGCCCUACCAGGUCUUCGAGAAGGGCACAGCCACAGCCUCGCGCGCUACGGAGAUCGGAGCUACGGCUGCGGAGCCACAGUUUUCACUGACGGAUGGCUUCUUGAUCCAGCGCGGCGAUCCUCUGGAUGGGGUGCUCAACCUGUCGAACCUGAACAUUUUGCAGGACUGA
Symbiodinium sp. CCMP2456 is the source of this 1911-nucleotide messenger RNA. The record is from the annotation of a GenBank genome assembly. Lineage: Eukaryota; Dinophyceae; Suessiales; Symbiodiniaceae.